CAUAUUUAUAGCUCCUCUCAUGGUACAAUUGCACUAAAAUUCGAACGCUCGCUUCAUUCUGCCGCCACUGGCAGAACUGAUCUGACGUUCGAACGUUGUAGCUUGUUGGUUCAAAGGCGAUGUACGAAGUAAUAGAUAAUGUUUUCUUGGUUACUGGAGGUGCGAGCGGAAUUGGUGCGGGAAUUGUAAGAGCAGUUUUGGAUCGCGGUGCAAAGCAUGUCGUCAUCUUAGAUGUCGACGUCGUUCAAGGAAAGGCACUGGAAAAGGAGCUAAACGACAAACAUGGAAAGAAUAAGGCGAAAUUCAUUGAAUGUGACAUAACAACACAAUUGCAAAACGCUUUCGAUAUUGCGUAUAAAGAAUAUGGUUACAUUGAUGUUGUUAUAAACAAUGCAGGGAUUAUGAAUGAUGGUCCAAGAGUAUAUGAAAAAGAAAUCGCCGUUAAUGUGACUGCAUUGAUAACGAGCACCCUAAAGGCGUUUGAAUGGAUGCGCAGAGACAAGAGGGGUAAGGGGGGUACGAUUAUCAAUAUUUCGUCUAUAGUUGGAUUGAUACAAACUCCGUUACUACCGAUAUACAGUGCCACGAAGAGCGCAGUUUUACAAUUCAGCAAUUGUUUUGGGAUGGAGCAAAAUUUCAAAGUAUUCGGAGUUCGUGUUGUAACUGUAUGCUUCGGUUGUACCGACACCUCACUAUUGGAUCCUCAAAAACUUGGUGGUUUCAUAAAAGAUAUCGAUGAAAACAUAACGAUCGGUAUAAACAAACUGCCUCUGCAAAGUGUGCAGUCUGCGAUCGAAGGAUUACUAACCGCGUACAGUCAUGGUAACAGCGGAAGCACUUGGCUCGUGACCUCAAACAGGCCGGCUGAAGAAAUAACGGAAAAUGUUAAAAAUGCAUACAAAACGUUAAGUCAGGGAGUAUUCUUAUUGCCCAGACAUCGUUUGGUGAUAAUGUUAGAUAUUAAAAACAAAGUGAUAAUAAUAACUGGCGGAGCCAAUGGAAUCGGAGCAGCUACUGUUGAAAUAUUCUUAGAAAAUGGGGCAAAGCAGGUAGCGGUAUUGGACAUCGGUGCUAACUCCUUAUUCAAACUGGAAGAAAAAUUAAGCCAAAAAUUCGAUAAAAGUAAAGUGAAAUUUAUAAAAUGUGACGUAACUAAAGACAAUGAACUCUAUGAAGCAUUUGAUUCAGUUCAGAAAGAAAACGAUCAAAUAGACGUUGUUAUUAACAAUGCUGCUAUAGGUCAAGAAACGAUGGACAGUUAUAAAAAACUUAUUGAAGUUAAUUAUACAGCACUAGUUACGAGUACUCUAAAAGCUUUAAAAGUAAUGAGAAAGGAUACUGGCGGCAAAGGAGGGACAAUAAUAAAUAUUUCCUCUGUCGCGGCUUUAGAUCAACCGUCUCCGAGUUACUUUAUUUAUUGCGGCAGUAAAAGUGCGGUACUUCAGUUCAGUAAUUGUAUUGGUAAGCAAGAAUAUUAUUCAAUAACUGGAGUAAGAGUGUUAACUAUAUGCUUUGGUGCUACCAAUUCAGACAUGAUACCAAAUAUGAGAAGUUUCGACCCAAUCGUCGAUGAAAAAAAGGACUCUAUCAGCAACAACUUUCCCAGUCAAACCGUGAGGUCAGCAGCUGAGGGUAUGGCCCAAGUUUAUCAGCAUGGUACCAGUGGAGAUACCUGGCUUGUUAACAACAAUAAACCUGCUAUAAACAUAACUGAAAAAGUUAAAAAAGCUCACCAUAUUUUAUCUGAAGACUUAUUUUCCUUGUCAGUGAUAAUAACGAAAUCAACUGCUAUUAAAUUAAAUAUGGAAGAAAAUUUUAUUUUUGAAGGCAAAGUGGUUGUAGUGACUGGAGGUGCUACUGGCAUUGGUGCUGGAUUGAUCCGGAGUAUAUUGUCACACAAUGCUAGGCAUGUCACAUUUCUCGACCUGGCGGAACGUGAAAGCGAAGCUUUAGAGAGAGAGCUUAAGAAUAAAUUCGGUACACUGAAAGUUAUGUUCAUAAAAUGUGACGUAUCCGAUGAAAAACAAAUGAACGAAGCUUACAACAAGGUGCUAGAUAAAUUUCACAGGCUCGAUAUAGUCAUAAACAAUGCAGCAAUCCUCAGCGCUGAAGAGAAUUUGUACAAGAGAAUGGUUGACGUAAACUUUUAUGCUGUUAUAUCCAGUACUUUAAGAGCCUUAACUACAAUGGCUGUAGAUAGAGGAGGAUCAGGCGGGGUCAUCCUCAACGUAUCUUCUAUGCUGGCUCUUACACCCAGUGAAAAUUUUGCAGUAUAUUCUGCUACUAAGGCAGCUGUUCUACAGUUUACAAAUAGUAUUGCUAUCAAUAAAUCUUACUCCAAAUCAGAAGUUCGGGUAUUGUCAGUUUGUCUCGGACCAACCGACACAGCGAUCCUCCACAAACACAACUCGGAACUUUUCGACAAAGGCUGCACGCAAUGUUUUACUUCGCGAGUUCCAGAAAGACAGAGGGUUGAGUCAGCUGUUAAAGGUAUAAUUGACGUAAUAAAGAAAGCAGAUAAUGGCUCAACGUGGAUAAUAGCUGGUAAUAAGCCUCCUGUAGACAUUACCGUAAGCGUCAGGGAGGGACUUCAAAAUCGUUGCAACGACACCGGAAUAUCGAUGUCCUGUGCUUAUGGAAAAUCAGUGUUGGAAUUUCAUUUGAAAGCCUGAUUCCCUAAUACUUACAAGAAAGGAAUUAUUGAAAAGAAC
Molecule: messenger RNA, 2711 nt
Organism: Papilio polytes (common Mormon)
Lineage: Eukaryota; Metazoa; Arthropoda; Insecta; Lepidoptera; Papilionidae
Product: peroxisomal hydratase-dehydrogenase-epimerase-like
Exons: 17
Coding region: 120-2672 (850 amino acids)
Cellular component (GO): cytoplasm
Molecular function (GO): oxidoreductase activity, acting on the CH-OH group of donors, NAD or NADP as acceptor
Source: RefSeq, a predicted model, not a curated record